UGUUCCUGUGUCCAGGUAUCCUACGAGGCGUGUACCAGAGUGAACACCUGUUUGAGUCCGACCACCAAUCAGGAGCCUGGUGUAAAGAUCCAUUCCAGGCCUCUGAUAAGAUUUACUACAUGCCCUGGACUCCCUACCGCACGGACACUCUCACAGAGUACUCCUCCAAGGAGGACUUCAUCGCAGGACGACCGACGACCACGUACAAGCUGCCUCACCGCGUCGACGGGACAGGCUUCGUGGUCUACGACGGAGCUUUAUUCUUCAACAAGGAGCGGACGCGCAACAUCGUCAAGUUCGACCUCCGCACGCGGAUCAAGAGCGGCGAGGCCAUCAUCGCCAACGCCAACUACCACGACACGUCGCCGUACCGCUGGGGCGGCAAGUCGGACAUCGACCUCGCCGUCGACGAAAUGGGCCUCUGGGUUUUGUACGCCACGGAGACGAACAACGGACGCAUCGUGGUCUCGCAGCUCAACCCUUACACGCUCCGCAUCGAAGGGUCCUGGGACACCACCUACGACAAGCGGACCGCCUCCAACGCCUUCAUGGUGUGUGGCGUGCUGUACGUGGUGAAAAGCGUCUACGAGGACGACGACAACGAGGCCACGGGGAACAAGAUAGAUUAUAUGUACAGCACCACCCAGAGUAAAGAAACCUUUGUGUCCAUCCUGUUCCCUAACUCUUACCAGUACAUAGCAGCAGUGGACUACAAUCCCAGAGACAAUCUGCUGUACGUCUGGAACAACUAUCACGUAGUCAAAUACUUACUGGACUUCGGGAACAACGACAACAGAUUGGACUUGGUUCCUCCAGUCAUCCACGGGCCUCCCAAAGUCCCCUCCUCCUCUUCCUCCACCAGUCGGACCACGACCACCCGGUCUCCUCCCUACUAUACCACGGCUCGACCAAUCCUCACCACCUUCCCCGGUCAACGGUCCCGGACAACCACGACCGUGCGGAACCCUGCCGGUGGUGGCGUGGUCGUCCCCGGCGAUAACCAGAUCCCAGAGAUCGUUAACCCCGGUAACGGGCGGUCGGAUCCAGCCAUGGGUGUUCCCCCUCUGCCUCCCCAGCCCCCGGUCAUACCCCCCCAGGACCACUGCUCCCCCAGGGUGACAGCUGAAGUGUCCUGGCCCAGAACCCAGCAGGGACAGAUGGCCAAGCAGCCCUGUCCUGUAGGGACACUAGGCGUAGCUACAUACGUGUGUGUUGCUCAGCAGGGCUACUGGGAUCCCCAAGGCCCCGACAUCAGCAACUGCACGUCUCCCUGGGUCAACCACAUCAUGCAGAAAUUGCGUAGCGGCGAGACGGCAGCCGUGGUUGCCAGGGAGCUGGCCGAGCAGACUAAAGGGUUGUUGCGUCCCGGUGACGUCCCCUCUACAGUGAGGGCCAUGGCCCAGCUGGUUGACCUGCUGGAUGUUCAGCUCAGAAACCUAACCCCCGGGGGCAAGGACAGCGCCGCCCGCAGCCUCAACAAGCUGCAGAAGAGAGAGAGGUUCUGCAGGUUUUUUCUCCAGGCCAUGGUUGAGACGGUGAACAACUUGCUCCAACCCAGGGCCCAGGCAGCGUGGAGACAGUUGCCCACGGGGGAGCAGCUUCGCUGGGCUACCACCCUGCUGGACACUGUGGAGGCUGGAGCUUUCAUGCUGGCUGAUAACCUGCUGAAGACGGACACUGUGGAGGAGAUCACCGACAACAUCCAGUUGGAGGUGGCGAGGCUGAGUACGGAGGGGAAUCUGGCUGACCUGACCUUCCCCCAGUCUGAACUACAUGGGAACUCCAUCCAGCUGUCUGCUAGCACGCUCAAACAGCACGGGAGGAAUGGUGAGAUCCGCAUGGUGUUCGUCCUCUACAGGAACCUGGGCUCCUACCUGUCUACAGAUAAUGCCAGUGUUGGUCUGGGCAGCGAGGCUCUCUAUCCUAACUACUCUGUCAUAGUCAACUCUCCUGUUAUUACUGCUUCUAUCAACAAGGAGAGCAACAAGGUCUAUCUGUCUGAACCGGUGGUCUUCACUGUCAAACACCUGCAGCAUUCAGAGGAGAACUUCAACCCCAACUGUUCUUUCUGGAGUUAUUCCAAGCGGUCCAUGACUGGGUUCUGGUCCAGUCAGGACUGUCGACUACUGGACACCAACAGAACACACACCACCUGCUCCUGUACUCAUCUGACCAGCUUUGCUGUGCUGAUGGCACACGUUGAAGUCAAGAAAACAGACUCCAUGCAGGACCUUCUGCUGGAUGUGAUAACAUGGGUUGGUAUCCUGCUGUCGCUGGUCUGUCUCCUCAUCUGCAUCUUUACAUUCUGCUUCUUCAGAGGACUACAGUCAGACAGGAACACCAUCCACAAGAACCUCUGUAUCAGCCUGUUCAUAGCAGAGUCUCUGUUCUUAGUGGGCAUCAACAGAGCUGACCAGCCGAUUGCGUGUGCCGUCUUCGCGGCCCUGCUCCAUUUCUUCUUCCUGUCAGCAUUUACCUGGAUGUUCCUAGAGGGGGUUCAGCUGUACAUCAUGCUAGUGGAGGUGUUUGAAUCAGAACACUCCAGAACCAAGUACUUCUACCUGGCUGGGUACGGGGUUCCUGCUGUUAUAGUGGCCGUCUCCGCUGCUGUGGACUACAGGAGCUACGGCACAGACAGAGUGUGUUGGUUGCGGUUGGACACAUAUUUUAUAUGGAGUUUCAUAGGCCCUGCCACGCUCAUAAUAAUGCUGAACGUCAUCUUCCUGGGUAUCGCCCUCUAUAAGAUGUUCCACCAUACAGCUAUCCUCAAACCAGACUCUGGGUGCCUGGACAACAUCAAAUCGUGGGUGAUUGGUGCCAUAGCUCUCCUCUGUCUGUUGGGUCUGACCUGGGCGUUUGGUCUGAUGUAUAUCAAUGAGAGCACAGUGAUCAUGGCCUACCUGUUCACCAUCUUCAACUCCCUACAGGGCAUGUUCAUAUUCAUCUUCCACUGUAUACUACAGAAGAAGGUGCGUAAGGAGUAUGGGAAGUGUUUGCGUUCCCAUUGCUGCAGUGGUAAGAGUGUAGAGACCUCCAUCUCGUCCUCUGGAAAGAACCACACCACGUCUCGAACCCCAGGACGAUACUCCACGGGGUCGCAGGUCAUCUUGCCUGCCUGUACACCUGGACGCUACUCCACAGAAGACUCCCAGAGUCGUAUCAGGAGGAUGUGGAACGAUACAGUGAGGAAACAGGAGUCAUCCUUUAUGACAGGAGACAUCAACAGCUCAGCCACACUCAACAGAGUCUGUAACAACCCCAACGUGGCUGGCAUGUAUAACACACAAGCCCCCUACAGAGACACAAAGGGAAUCCUAAACAACGCGCGAGACACCGGCGUCAUGGAUACGCUCCCUCUCAACGGUAACCACGGCAACAACUACAGCGCGGCGAGCGGCGACUACCUCAGCGACAGCGUCCAGAUUCUGGAACGAGGCGGCGUCAGCGGUUACAGUACCUACGGCAACCACAAGGAGACGACGACGACGUUAGAAAAGCAGAUCCUUAAAGAGUUAACGUCCAACUACGCCCCUUCGUACUUGAACAACCACCAACGCUCGGCGACCACCGAACGCAACCACAACCUGAUGAAUAAGAUGGUCAACAUCGGUAAUGGCACCGGCAACGCGGGCGGCCUGGUCGGUAACGGCAGUAACGGAAUCGGAAUUGGUGGCGUAGUCGGCGGCGGGAGUAACCGUGACUACGACUUGAGUAACGACGGCGUCGACGUUAGUCACAUGGUGCUGGAUAACCCCAACGCUGCCUUCCCAUUGGAUGAGAAUUUGGGAUUGGAGAUUAUAAGGGAGGAGUCGAACGCCCCUCUCCUCCCGCCCCGCCCUCUGCCUCCCCCGGACAGCCUCCCCCACCCUCACCCUCCUCCUCCGCCCCCCCAUAACUUCUCCCGCCCCGGCGCAUCCCCCAGGAGACCAGCGACAGCUUCUUCCCCCUCCUGACCAACGAGCAGACGGACGAGACGCCACAGUCACCCAAUCACAGAAACUCUCUGUACACCUCCAUGCCCGUGUUAACGGAUUUACCGGACGGGCAGAUGAACGGGUUAGCGGACGGCGAGAUGGACGACAGCGGGGAGAUUCAGGCCGGUACCAGCAGCACCGGGAGCGGACCGGGGCCGGAGGCGGAUGAUGUUUACUAUAAGAGCAUGCCAAACCUGGGGUCCAGGAACCACCUCCACCAGCUCCACCAUUACUACCAGAUGGGGCGAGGGGGCAGCGACGGCUACAUGGUACCUGUCAACAAGGAGGAUUCUGAUUCGUCGCCCGAGGAGCCCCUGACCCCCGUUGACCCCUCCCACCUGGUCACGAGCCUAUAGACCAAUGAGAAGACUCUAAACCCCUUAUUUUCCGGGUCCCACCUUCUUUUUUAGUCCCGCCUCCCAGAAUAGUUAUACGUUGAUGAUUGAUUGACAGUUGGCGCUGACCAAUGAAAGCCUGGUUGAACGCACUCACUUCCUGAUUCUUUCCUGUGGUUAGUGACAAUAGGGACGAUACUGAGCUAUCAUUGGCCGGAAUGGGGAUGAGAGAGGGAUUCGAUUGGAUAGAGAUGGAUUGUAUUUAGACCAGAACGAACUAAACUGGGUGGCUCGAAACCGAGGAGGUUUUUUUUUGUGAAUAUUCUUCAGGAAUGGAAAUAUGAAGUAGUUCCUGAAGGAGGGGAGGAUCUGUCAGGCCACCUGUCUUGAUAGACGUUCCCUGGGUCGUAGCCCAGACACAUUCUACCAUGGACCUGUAGCAGAUCCUAGCUGAGUCUUUUUUCACUGUCAAAAUCCAUCAGACUGCUCUUCCAAGCCCUGGACACUGGUCGAAAGUAUCUAGCCAAUCGCCAGGCUUCUCCUUGUUCUUCUACUACCCGACCUGCCAAUAGAGUAGAGUA
This is a messenger RNA of Oncorhynchus tshawytscha (Chinook salmon), 4890 nucleotides long. RefSeq names its product adhesion G protein-coupled receptor L3-like. Gene Ontology annotation, biological process: cell surface receptor signaling pathway; synapse assembly; adenylate cyclase-activating G protein-coupled receptor signaling pathway. Gene Ontology annotation, molecular function: G protein-coupled receptor activity. NCBI's taxonomy places the organism in Eukaryota, Metazoa, Chordata, Actinopteri, Salmoniformes, Salmonidae. The record is from RefSeq and is a predicted model, not a curated record. Gene Ontology annotation, cellular component: membrane; cell-cell junction; glutamatergic synapse.